AUGACCUUUCACGGCGGGCACGAUUUCUCGUCGCAGUAUCCUCGAGCACGCAUCAAAGAGGAGAGCCACCCUCUCGCGCUAUAUGCGACACCUCCCAUCCAGGACCUGGGCGUGGGCGCUGUCGGACCAACUUCCCAGUUCCCAGAAACUCACAUUCGAGGGCUUGAAUAUCGAACGGCUUCUUCCUUCAACACCACCACGGCUUCUUCCGGCGCAUUUGGGAGAGUUGGAUGCGAGAUGCCUCAGAAGAGAUCAAGUCCUGGAGAGGCCAACGGCACUCCUGCAAAGGUUGCUAAAGCUGAGCACCCCGAGGAGUUCUCGAAUGCUGUCAAGAAGAAGUUGCAAUCCUCGACGAGGACGGGCCAGGCGUGCGACCGGUGCAAGGUACGAAAGAUCAGAUGCGAUGGGCUUCCCGGAGGAUGCUCGCCCUGUCUGCAGAACAAUACAGAAUGUCGUACGACCGACAGAAUCACUGGUCGCGCGACCUCACGAGGCUAUGUCGAGGGCUUGGAGCAACAGAACCGCGACAUGCAGCACCGGAUUCGCGAAUUGGAGCAGCGAUUGAUACAGGGAGGUGCAGAUAUUAAGCCUUCAAAUGAUUAUCAUGAUGGUGCAGCUUCGAGUUACGACUACAAUCAAACUUCUACUGCGCAACCUCCUGCAUGGAACGCCGGAGCGCCUUCUUACACCCCGCCCAAUAGCAAUGGCAAUGGUAUAGCCACACAAUCGCAGGAAACGAACAUGUUUCGAGCUCUGCCAGCUUUUCGUGCGGGGUUCCCGGGAGACAAUUACCUAGGUGUAUCUCCUGGUAAUUCGAACUUAAGCUCCAUCAAAGGAACUGCACUGUCCAUCUUGGGGAUGGAAAUCGAUAUUGCUGAUUUCGACUCUUUGGAUAUGGACGAGCCUGACCCUUCAGUUUUCCACCCUCAGCUAUACAACAAGUCGUACCAGGCCUUUUUACAGUCCGCAUUGAACAUCAAUCCGAGAAUUGAGAAGGUCGAUUUGCCUUCAAGAGAGGAUGGUUUUACCUAUGCCGACUGGUAUUUCCGUGUUAUUAACCCGUAUCUGCCUCUCCUCCAUGGACCAACCUUCUUCAAACUGUUGACUCGAUUCUAUGAUGAUCCCUCUUUUAGGCCAACCACAGCUGAGACGGUGAUUGUUCAUAUGGUAUUUGCCACCAUGUUCUUUCAAUACGCAGCCCGAAAUUGGGAAGAUGCAGCACAACAAGCAAGUCUGACCAAUUCGUCAAACAUGCACUACCAUUACUCUUUAGGCAUGUUCUAUCAGCUCUCCUGCAGCCAUACACUCCAGGAUGUCCAGGCUCUGACCCUGAUUUGUUCCCAUUUGCGAAAUUUCCCCAAACCUGGUGCUAGCUGGAUCUUAACACAAACAACCAUGUCGAUAGCAAUCGAAUUGGGCCUACAUCGUUCGGCAAGGAGAUGGGCUUCGGAUACUGUUCCAAACCAUCUGGAUAUCGAGAUGAGGAAACGAACUUUCUGGGCCCUCCUUGCCAUUCACGUCACUCUCAGUGGCAAGCUCGGGAGACCAAUGGCAUUCAGGAUCGAAGACUUCGAUGUCGAGAUGCCAGAACCCGUUGAUGAUGAGUUACUCACCGAGAACGGAUUAGACACAUCUAGACCGGGCAAGUGUGACCACAACAUAGGCCUGCAGGCUUUUCGUUUCCUGCCCCUCUUUAUGGAACUGUAUAGCACUAUCUAUGCCGUUCGACGUUCCCCCGAGAAUUACAUAUCAACGAUCAACAGAUUGGAGGCAAAGUUGCGGGCUUGGCGAGAGGGAUUGCCACCGGAUCUCGUCAGAGGCCAAGCGGGCGAGAAUGAACAAGAGGGCCGGGUGUUCGCUCUCUACGUUCAGAUGUGGGUGCUCGAAUUCCGACUCCUCCUUCGGCAUCCAUCAGUCUCGGCCACCACCGACGAGACUUUCAACGCCGAGAGCAUGAGGAUCUGCGUGGAAUCUUCUCGUCAAAUGCUCGGCGUAGUACGUCAACUGCAGAAGUUCAGAAGUCUUGAUACUACGUGGUACAACAGUGCUGUCUAUGUCUGUGCGAUCACUACAACUCUCUUCGCACAGUGGGACAAGCGGAAUGAGGCAUCAGCUACUGAUUUGGCAGCUCUGAGAGAGGAGAUGGACAUCUGGCUUGAUAUCAUGAGUGAUGUUGGGUCUUUGCUAGGAUCCGGAAAUCGUCUUCGAGAGGCUGUCCGAGUCGUUACUGAUGGGACACUCAACCACUUAAGCCGUAGCCUAACUGGCAAAACCACUGCCUACGUUACAAAUAAUAAUGGUACCGUUGAAGACACCAAGCCAUCCGCACCGGCACCAACUCCCACAAUUGCCUAUAGCACAUCUACGACUGCCCAAGGUUACCCUUACUCGAACAGCCCUCCCAAAAAUGGAACGAACAACUCAUCAUCAUACAUGUCUCCUGAUGAUGCCCCACUACAUGACAGCACACCGUAUCCUACCGCCACCCAGUACUCUACAUAUCCCGAUUCGGCCCCAUCCGUUGCAUACACGCCGUCACAACCUCCGAAUACCUAUACUGCAUAUCCUCCUGGUAGCGACCCAGUGGAGGCACCUCUUCUGGCAGCCUUUGCCGCACAAGCUUCCCAAGUUCACGCAAGCCAGAACCCUGCACAAUGGCGUACUCAACCAAAUUCUGUGAACUCAACCAGUCAAUCUUGGCAACAAUGGACUAGCACCAUGGCAGGAAAUCUUGAGGCUCAAGAUUGCUACAGUGCCAACGCACUGAUGCAACUGGGUAGCCGAGACUUAGCUGACGGAACAUCUGGAGCAAAUGGGCAGGGAGGAGAUGCUCAGACAGGUGUGGGAGUCGGCCAACUGGAUCAUGGUCAUUUGGGCACAUCGGUUCCAAUGGGUGGAAUAUGGCCUCUGAAUGUCUUCGACAUCGGACAAGGACAAGCAGGGUCAUGA
Hyaloscypha bicolor E is the source of this 2949-nucleotide messenger RNA. RefSeq lists its product as uncharacterized. Lineage: Eukaryota; Fungi; Ascomycota; Leotiomycetes; Helotiales; Hyaloscyphaceae. Gene Ontology annotation, molecular function: DNA binding; DNA-binding transcription factor activity, RNA polymerase II-specific; zinc ion binding. The coding region runs from base 1 to 2949 and encodes 982 amino acids. The record is from RefSeq and is a predicted model, not a curated record. The transcript is spliced from 4 exons. Gene Ontology annotation, biological process: regulation of DNA-templated transcription; DNA-templated transcription.